This is a messenger RNA of Orbicella faveolata, 1857 nucleotides long. RefSeq names its product N(4)-(Beta-N-acetylglucosaminyl)-L-asparaginase-like. The record is from RefSeq and is a predicted model, not a curated record. NCBI's taxonomy places the organism in Eukaryota, Metazoa, Cnidaria, Anthozoa, Scleractinia, Merulinidae. Gene Ontology annotation, biological process: protein deglycosylation. Gene Ontology annotation, cellular component: cytoplasm; lysosome. Gene Ontology annotation, molecular function: N4-(beta-N-acetylglucosaminyl)-L-asparaginase activity.
UCGAAUUUUUGCUCGCCCUCCCAUUUACGCGCGGUUAAAAUGUGGAAAAGCUCUUUGUACGGAAAUGCUUGCUACGCAGGCUAGAAUUGUUAAUGAGUUUGAAAAUUAAUGUAAAUGAUUGCUGAUUGUCUUCAUCAUACUAGUGUCAUAAUUUCUGCAGUGCAACACACGCCGCUGGUGCAGUGGGUUGUUUGAAGCGCGUCAAGACGGCAAUUUCUGUCGCUCGAGCUGUUAUGGAGAACACCAAAGCUACCCUUCUUGUUGGUGAAGAUGCAACACAAUUUGCCCUCCAGAUGGGAUUCAGAGAACAAGAUCUUCAUACUAACGAGUCUGUGAAGAUGUGGAAAGAAUGGAAGAAAAACAAGUGCCAACCAAACUUUUGGAACGAGAAUGUUCGACCAGACCCUCGUUCCUCGUGUGGACCGUACAAACCCAUCAAAGGCAGAAGGAAUCUCCAAGACACUACUAAGCAAACUUUGUUGGAUGAUGUAGAUGUCGAUAAUCAUGACACCAUAGGUAUGAUAGCAAUUGAUCAAAAUGGGAACAUAGCAGCCGGAACCUCGACUAAUGGAUUGAACCACAAAAUCUCUGGCCGAGUCGGGGACUCUCCCAUCCCUGGAGCAGGAGCCUACGUGGAUAAGGACGUUGGUGGAGCCUCAGGGACUGGUGACGGGGAUGUUAUGUUAAAGUUUUUGCCCAGUUUUCAUGCAGUUGAGCUUCUCCGUCAAGGUUACAGCCCAACACGGGCUGCCAGAAUGGCUCUUAAGAGAAUAGCGCAGUAUUAUCCAACCUUCAGGGGGGGACUGAUAACUGUGACAAAGGAUGGCAGACACGGUGCUGCCUGUCAUGGCUGGCCGUAUUUUCCCUACACUGUUCGCAAUCCAAGGACGGGAAAGAACAAAAUAGUGUACAUCAAGCCUUGCAAAUUGAUCAAUUAACAUUUUAGAGGCAGGAAUCAGCUUCCCAAACAUUUUCCACGUACAUCAUUUACAGCUAUAAACAUUCCAGAAAUAUGACACGAAAAAAACAAACUUUUAUGGAAUCUUGCCCUGCAAACACUGCUGGAAGAAAAAAGAACGAAGGGAUCGUGUAGAAGCGAAAAUCUUGGUAAUCAACUGUAACACAUCCAUAUCAAAUAAUGUAAUAACGGCGAGGCGUUAGAGAGGGAAAUAUUUAAAUCGACUACAACUUGGCAAAACGCUAAGGGUUGCUGUUUAAAGAGAAUAAGACGACACUGAAACACUAAAAUUAAUUUUCUCAUUAGCUUUAUUGCUGCAUUGCUGUGCUAAUACUUCAUACCAAAGUUAGUAAAACCCUCCUAAUCUACGACAAUAUUGGGAAACCAUAGCUUUGUUGCAACCACUAUACUUUCAGGCGAUUGGCCGGUUCUUCUUCUAGUAGCUAACAUAAGGCCAAUAUUUCUGGUAGGAGCCACUCCAUCCUUUAUGGAAUUGGCUAUCUGAGCUACCUCCGUUGGUUGUAAAUUGUAUCCACAGGUAGAGUUUUCCCGUUGAAUAGAAGGAGCCGGUGGGAAUGGAGUGUCCACUCCAGCCGCUGGUUAACACAACUUCACCAAAUCUGUUAAAAUCAUCAUAAUAAAAACAGCAUUAAAGGGGAUGGCACAAUGACUUACGGAUAGUGCACUGCAAUCCUAAUCGUGGGGCAGGGUUCGAAUUCGAACGUGUUCCAGGGAAGUCAGGGUACAUACGUAAGGAAUAACUUUCUUAGCUUCUAUCGUCAUUUCUUCCUCCAAAAGUAGAUAAGUACUAGUUGAUUACUAGGUCAUCCAAGGGGUAGAAACAGCACUUUAAUAUCCAGUUUGUUUUUUACAGGGUGGAUAACGCUAUCCAAUGGUUA